CUAAUGUGUUUUUAACACUAUAGGGUCAGAAUUACAUGCUUGUUUGUGUUCCUUUAAAUUUGAAAUUCACAUUAAAUUCUCAUGUUGGUACCACAGCGCCUCAAGGUCCAAGGCUGUCCAAGGCUGUCCUGCGUGUGUUUUAACCCUGUCCAAACAUACUAUUGGGUUUAUAGUUGCUGAUUGAAGACCAGCAUAGGUUCUCCUGUCUGUGAUCAGCAUGGAUGAUAUAUUCACCCAGUGCCGUGAAGGAAACGCAGUGGCUGUCCGCCUGUGGCUGGAUAACACCGAGAACGACCUGAACCAAGGCGAUGACCAUGGCUUCAGUCCGCUGCACUGGGCUUGCCGCGAGGGCCGCAGUAAUAUCGUAGACAUGUUAAUAAUGAGAGGUGCGCGGAUCAAUGUUAUGAACCGAGGGGAUGACACUCCGCUACACCUUGCUGCCAGCCAUGGCCAUCGUGAUAUUGUGCAGAAGCUCAUCCAGUACAAAGCGGAUGUGAAUGCUGUCAAUGAGCAUGGGAACACGCCGCUGCACUACGCCUGCUUCUGGGGACAGGAUGACGUUGCUGAGGAUCUAGUUAACAACUCUGCACUCAUCUAUAUUAGUAAUAAAUAUGGAGAAACCCCUUUGGAUAAAGGCAAAAACCAUCUGCGAGAGAUUCUGAGAGAUCGUGCGGAGAAGAUGGGUCAGAGUAUGAACCGGAUCCCUUAUAAGGACACCUUCUGGAAGGGGACAACUCGAACCAGACCACGAAAUGGUACGCUCAAUAAACAAGCUGGGAUUGAUUACACUCAGUUAACGCGUACUCACAAACUCAAUGAAAAUCAUUCUGGAGAGCUGUGGAAGGGACGUUGGCAAGGAAAUGACAUUGUUAUUAAACUUCUGAAAAUACGAGACUGGAGUACGAGGAAGAGUCGAGACUUUAAUGAAGAAUACCCCAAACUAAGGAUUUUCUCUCACCCAAAUGUUCUCCCAGUUUUGGGUGCCUGUCAGUCUCCACCUGCUCCCCAACCUAUAUUGAUUACCCACUGGAUGCCAUAUGGAUCAUUAUACAAUGUUUUACAUGAGGGAACAAGUCUGGUGGUGGACCAGUGUCAAGCUGUGAAGUUUGCCCUAGACAUUGCCCGUGGGAUGGCAUUCCUUCACACUCUAGAACCACUCAUCCCACGACACUAUCUUAACAGCCGCAGUGUAAUGAUUGAUGAAGAUAUGACUGCUCGGAUCAGCAUGGCUGAUGUCAAACUUUCGUUUCAAUGUCCAGGUCGGAUGUACUGCCCAGCUUGGGUGGCACCUGAGGCUCUCCAGAAGCGUCCUGAAGACAUUAAUCGCCGUUCGGCUGACAUGUGGAGCUUUGCAGUUCUUCUCUGGGAGCUAGUAACGCGUGAAGUUCCCUUUGCUGACCUUUCAAACAUGGAGAUUGGCAUGAAGGUGUCCCUGGAAGGCCUCCGUCCCACAAUACCCCCUGGUAUCUCACCACAUAUCUGCAAACUGAUGAAGAUCUGUAUGAAUGAGGACCCAGCCAAGCGACCCAAGUUUGAUAUGAUUGUUCCCAUCCUGGAGAAAAUGCAGGAGAAGUAACAGGUUUCCUUCUGUACACAACUUGGCAAAAAUAUUCAACCAGAGCAACUGAUAUGCAAAACCACAGCUACGCAAUCACCAAUGGUGGCCUUAGCCUAAACAUUCGCCAUUAUGGGUUGCCAAGUGCCUUCCAGAAAAAGUGAACUGUCUUAAUUACCUACUCCAGCAA
Pelobates fuscus (common spadefoot toad) is the source of this 1745-nucleotide messenger RNA. It is a transcript of the gene ILK, whose product is annotated as integrin linked kinase. Bases 218 to 1576 code for a protein of 452 amino acids. NCBI's taxonomy places the organism in Eukaryota, Metazoa, Chordata, Amphibia, Anura, Pelobatidae. Gene Ontology annotation, molecular function: protein binding; protein kinase activity; ATP binding. Gene Ontology annotation, cellular component: cytoplasm. The transcript has 13 exons. The record is from RefSeq and is a predicted model, not a curated record. Gene Ontology annotation, biological process: signal transduction; protein phosphorylation.